Molecule: messenger RNA, 23600 nt
Organism: Aquila chrysaetos chrysaetos
Lineage: Eukaryota; Metazoa; Chordata; Aves; Accipitriformes; Accipitridae
Product: mucin-5AC-like
Cellular component (GO): extracellular matrix
Molecular function (GO): protein binding
Source: RefSeq, a predicted model, not a curated record
AUGCAGAGAGGGACUGUGAGGAUAAUCAGGGAGAUAGGAGACCGUGCUUCUGGCAACCCCUCUCACAAUGGCCGUGUGUGCAGCACAUGGGGUAACUUCCACUUCAAGACCUUUGAUGGGGACAUCUUUUACUUCCCUGGGGUCUGCAAUUACAUCUUUGCAUCCAACUGCAAAUCUCCCUAUGAGGACUUCAACAUCCAGAUUAGGCGUACAAUGGUGGAAAAUGCUACCAAGAUCACUCACGUCAUCAUGAAGCUGGAAGGAGCUGUGAUUGAACUGACCUGCGACUCUGUCCUGCUUGAUGGCAAAUCGGUUCAGAUGCCCUACAGCCAUAUGGGAGUCUUGAUAGAGAGAAGUAACAGCUAUUUGAAAGUUUCUGCCAAGUUAGGACUGACCUUCCUCUGGAAUAAAGAAGAUGCCCUCCUGGUGGAACUAGAUAAGAAAUAUGCCAAUCAAACUUGUGGACUUUGUGGGGACUUCAAUGGAAUUCCAAUUAGCAAUGAAUUUAUUUCAGAGAACACAAAACUGACUCCCAUUCAGUUUGGGAAUAAGCAGAAGAUGGAUGGACCCACAGAGCAGUGUGCUGAUCCUAUUCCUCCUAUUGUUCCAGUGAACUGCUCAGCUGAAUUUGCUUCUAUCUGUGAGACAGUAUUAACCAGUAAAGCAUUUACAAGCUGUAAUGCACUUGUGAAUGUCCAGGACUAUAUUGAAACUUGCACACAAGACCUAUGCCACUGUGAUAGCUCUAUGGCUGACUUCUGCAUGUGCAACACCUUUGCUGAGUACUCCCGGCAGUGCGCUCAUGCAGGUGGACAGCCUCUGAACUGGAGAACCUCAGGACUCUGUCCCAAAUUAUGUCCUUUCAACAUGCAAUACCAGGAGUGUGGCUCCCCCUGCUCUGACACGUGCAGCAACCCAGAACGAUCUGCACUUUGUGAAGAUCAUUGUACAGAUGGCUGCGUCUGUCCUCCAGGAAUGGUAUUUGAUGACAUUAAUGGUGCUGGCUGCAUUCCCCGUCAAGAAUGUUACUGUACCUAUGAAGGCGAAACUUACGCUCCUGGUGCUUCCUUCUCAUCUAAAUGCAGAUCAUGUACCUGUGCUGGAGGUGAAUGGUCUUGUAUCACCCAGUCAUGCCCUGGAUCUUGCAGUAUUGAAGGAGGCUCCCACAUUUCAACGUUUGAUGAGAAAUAUUAUUCCUUCUUCGGAGACUGUAGCUAUGUCCUAACAAAGCUCUGUGACAGCAAUGAGUUCACUGUUCUGGGAGAUAUCCACAAGUGUGGCCUGACUGACACUGAGACAUGCCUCAAGGGUAUAGCUGUCAGCCUAAGUGGAGGACAAACUAACAUAGUGAUCCAGCCUUCUGGCAGCGUAUUUGUAAAUAAGAUCUACACACAGCUGCCAUUCUCUGCAGCGAAUGUCACCAUCUUCAGACCAUCAUCUUUCUUCAUCAUUCUGCAAACAACUUUUGGUCUUCAGCUACAGGUUCAGCUCAUGCCUCUCAUGCAACUUUUUAUAGACUUAGACCCAUCACAUAAAGGGCAGACCUGUGGUCUCUGUGGAAACUUCAAUGACAUGCAGACAGAUGAUUUCAAAACCACCAGUGGUGUAAUAGAGGGUACUUCAGCUGCCUUUGGCAAUACUUGGAAAACUCGGGCUGAUUGUCCUGAUGCCAAAAAUACCUUUGAGAACCCCUGUACUGUCAGCGUACAAAAUGACCAGUAUGCUCAGCACUGGUGUGGACUGCUCUCUGAUACCAUGGGACCUUUUGCUGAAUGUCACUCAACAGUGAAUCCAGAAGUUUACCAGAAGAACUGCAUGUUUGACACGUGUAACUGUGAGAAGAGUGAGGACUGCAUGUGUGCUGCCCUUUCCAGCUAUGUCAGGGCCUGUGCUGCUAAAGGAGUUGUGAUCACUGGAUGGAGGAGCAAAGCCUGCACAAAAUACACCACCUUGUGUCCGAAAUCCUUGAAGUACACUUACAAUGUCGAUUCCUGUCAACCCACCUGCCGGUCUCUGAGUGAGCCUGAUGUCACAUGCAGCAUCAAGUUUGUCCCAGUUGAUGGCUGCACCUGCGUAAAUGGAACCUACAUGGAUGAAAGUGGCAAAUGUGUGCCUGCUUCUAGCUGUCCUUGUUACUACAAAGGAAUGCCUCUGUCUUCUGGAGAAGUUAUUCAUGACAAUGGUGUUGUCUGCACUUGCACCUAUGGAAAGCUGAGCUGCAUUGGAGAGAAACCUGAACCAGUCUGCCUACCUCCCAUGGUCUAUAUUGACUGUGGCAAUGCCACUGCUGAUGUGGUAGGAGCAGGAUGCCAGAAGAGCUGUCAGACUCUAGAUAUGGAAUGCUACAGAACCCAAUGUGUCUCUGGCUGUGUAUGUCCUCACAAUCAAGUGUUGGAUGGUAAAGGUGGCUGUAUAGCUCCAGAAGACUGUCCAUGUGUUCAUAAUGGGAACUCCUACAGUCCAGGAGAAUCAAUCAGAGUUGGCUGUAAUAACUGCACAUGUAGAAACAGAAAAUGGCACUGCUCUGAGGAACCUUGCCUGGAAACCUGUUCUGUUUAUGGAGAUGGGCAUUACACCACCUUUGAUGGCAAACGCUUUGAUUUUGAAGGAGACUGUGAAUAUGUUCUGGUCCAGAACUACUGUGGUCAACAAGGUAUGAAUCAGGGAACCUUCAGAGUCAUCACUGAGAACAUUCCAUGUGGCACUACAGGAACCACCUGCUCUAAGUCUAUUAAAGUUUUCCUGGGGAACUAUGAGCUGGUACUCAGUGAUGGACACUCUGAUGUCAUCCAGAGGACACCUGGAGGAAAAAUGCCAUUCCAAAUCCGUUCCAUGGGUAUCUACCUGGUGGUUGACACUACUGUUGGCCUGAUACUCAUGUGGGACAAGAAAACCAGUAUAUUCAUCAAACUUAGUCCCAGCUUUCAGGGACAUGUCUGUGGACUUUGCGGAAACUAUGAUGGCAAUGGAAAUAAUGACUUCACUACUCGCAGUCAGUCUGUGGUAGGAAAUGUGCUGGAGUUUGCCAAUAGCUGGAAAGUGUCUUCUAAUUGCCCAAAUGCCAAUCGUACCAAGGACCCAUGCACUGCGAACCCAUAUAGGAAAGCCUGGGCACAAAAGCAAUGCAGCAUCAUUACCAGUGAAGUGUUUACCAAGUGUCACUCCCAGGUUGAACCAAAUGAAUAUUAUCAAGCAUGCGUGGAUGAUGCUUGUGCCUGCGACACUGGAGGAGACUGUGAAUGUUUCUGUACAGCAGUGGCUGCCUAUGCUCAAGCAUGCAAUGAGCUGGACAUCUGCAUUUCAUGGAGAACUCCAUCCAUUUGUCCUCUGUUCUGUGAUUACUACAAUCCACAAGGGGAAUGUGAGUGGCACUACAAGCCAUGUGGAGCCCCUUGUAUGAAGACCUGCUAUAAUCCGAGCGGGAACUGCCUUCAUGAGUUGAGAGGUUUGGAAGGCUGCUAUCCACACUGUCCAAAGAAUAAGCCCUAUUUUGAUGAAGAAACCAUGACGUGUGUUUCUAAUUGUGGUUGUUAUGAAAAUGGAAAAAAUUACAAACCAGGAAUGCAGAUGCCUUCAAAGCAGAAUUGUCAAUCAUGUGAAUGCACAAAUCAUGGCAAAAAAUGCAAAUAUGAUGAAUAUGAAUGUGUCUGUAUUUAUGAGGGACAGAAAUACAACUAUAAAGAUGUGAUCUACAAUACUACAGAUGGCACAGGAGGGUGUAUUGUUGCAAUCUGUGGUCCCAAUGGAACUCUUCAGAGAGUUGUCUAUGAAUGUCCAAUCUCAACAUCACCCACAACAACGACGUUUCACUUCAGCACUACGCCACCUGCCACUACUUCCUCAGUGUCACCAACUACAUCAGUAUGUGUUUAUGAAGUCUGUCAGUGGUCAGAAUGGUAUGAUGGGAGUAUGCAAACCCCUGGCUACGAUGGUGGAGAUUUUGAAACAUUUGAUGAUUUGAGAGCUAAAGGUUAUGAAGUCUGUAAAGCUCCACGGGCUGUUCAGUGCAGAGCAGAGAAAUUCCCUAAUAUACCACUGAAAGACCUUGGCCAAAAAGUAGAAUGCAGUACAACAGCUGGCCUCAUAUGUUACAACAAAGACCAAAAUUCAACAAUGUGCAACAACUAUGAAAUCAGAAUCUUAUGCUGUAUUUUUGUACCAUGCUCUUCCACAACACAUUUCAGCACAUCAACACCAAUCACAGCUGCAGCUAAAAGCACAGAAACUACAUCAUUUCCUAGCACUAGACCAUCACCAGUUACUACAACUUCUGAAAGUACAACAUUCACACCUUCAGCUACUAAAGAAACAGCCCCAAGCACAACUGAAAUUACAAGACCUGUCACCACUUCUUCCACAAUUCCUCUUUGCAUUAAAGAAGAAUGUUACUGGACAAUGUGGUAUGAUGUCAGCUAUCCAGGGUCGGGAUACAAUGAUGGAGAUUUUGAUACAAUUGAAAAAAUAAAAAAAGAGGGAUAUAAAGUUUGUGAUAAUAGAAAAGCUGUCGAAUGCAGAGCAGUAAGGUUCCCUAAUACACCAUAUCCCCUUCUGGAGCAACACAUAACAUGUAAUACAGAAGAAGGCUUGAUAUGCUACAAUAAAGACCAACUACCACCCAUCUGCUAUAACUAUGAAAUAAGAUUUAAAUGCUGCACAAAUGUAACAGUACCAUGCGAGACAACUACAGCGCCCCAUAAAACUACAGAAAAACCAAAAACAACCUGGAUUAUUUCAAAAACUUCAACCAUAUCACCCAUAGAACUAACGACAACACCACACUUAGAAACCAAACAUAAGACAACUCCACUACCAACAACUCCACCAAAAACAGAACAUAUUCAUGUAAGAACUACAUCACCACCUACGACACACACCCAAACUCAAACAAAGACCACAAAACCCACAAGCCCCAUGCCGACACCUACCGUAUCCUCCACCGCCGUGACCUCCACCACCACCACCACCACCACCCAGUCCACUACCACCUGUGAACCCGAAGUGUGCUCCUGGAGCGAAUGGUUCGACGUCGACUUCCCCUCCUCGGGGCCCAGCCAGGGAGACUUUGAAACCUACCAGCACAUCCGGGCCGCCGGGAAGGAAGUCUGUCAGCAGCCAAAGGAAAUCGAGUGCCGGGCGGAGGACUACCCCGACGUUUCCAUCCAGUCAAUCGGACAGGUCGUGCAGUGCGACGUCCACUUUGGACUGGUGUGCAAGAACGAAGACCAGGCUGGCAAAUUUAAGAUGUGCCUCAACUACAAGAUCCGCGUCCUCUGCUGCAGCCCUAACGACAAUUGCCCAAGCAGCACCGCCUUGCCCACCACCAGCCCCACCACCACCACCACCCGCAGAUCAACCAGCACCGCCCCGACCUCCACCACAGUCACGACCUCCACCUCCACGCCCUACUCCUCCACCACGCUGCCCACCUCCUCGGAAACCACGCCGCAAACUUCCACCACCACCACCGGCCCCACGCCGACACCUACCGUAUCCUCCACCGGCGUGACCUCCACCACCACCACCACCACCACCCAGUCCACUACCACCUGUGAACCCGAAGUGUGCUCCUGGAGCGAAUGGUUCGACGUCGACUUCCCCUCCUCGGGGCCCAGCCAGGGAGACUUUGAAACCUACCAGCACAUCCGGGCCGCCGGGAAGGAAGUCUGUCAGCAGCCAAAGGAAAUCGAGUGCCGGGCGGAGGACUACCCCGACGUUUCCAUCCAGUCAAUCGGACAGGUCGUGCAGUGCGACGUCCACUUUGGACUGGUGUGCAAGAACGAAGACCAGGCUGGCAAAUUUAAGAUGUGCCUCAACUACAAGAUCCGCGUCCUCUGCUGCAGCCCUAACGACAAUUGCCCAAGCAGCACCGCCUUGCCCACCACCAGCCCCACCACCACCACCACCCGCAGAUCAACCAGCACCGCCCCGACCUCCACCACAGUCACGACCUCCACCUCCACGCCCUACUCCUCCACCACGCUGCCCACCUCCUCGGAAACCACGCCGCAAACUUCCACCACCACCACCGGCCCCACGCCGACACCUACCGUAUCCUCCACCGGCGUGACCUCCACCACCACCACCCAGUCCACUACCACCUGUGAACCCGAAGUGUGCUCCUGGAGCGAAUGGUUCGACGUCGACUUCCCCUCCUCGGGGCCCAGCCAGGGAGACUUUGAAACCUACCAGCACAUCCGGGCCGCCGGGAAGGAAGUCUGUCAGCAGCCAAAGGAAAUCGAGUGCCGGGCGGAGGACUACCCUGACGUUUCCAUCCAGUCAAUCGGACAGGUCGUGCAGUGCGACGUCCACUUUGGACUGGUGUGCAAGAACGAAGACCAGGCUGGCAAAUUUAAGAUGUGCCUCAACUACAAGAUCCGCGUCCUCUGCUGCAGCCCUAACGACAAUUGCCCAAGCAGCACCGCCUUGCCCACCACCAGCCCCACCACCACCACCACCCGCAGAUCAACCAGCACCGCCCCGACCUCCACCACAGUCACGACCUCCACCUCCACGCCCUACUCCUCCACCACGCUGCCCACCUCCUCGGAAACCACGCCGCAAACUUCCACCACCACCACCGGCCCCACGCCGACACCUACCGUAUCCUCCACCGCCGUGACCUCCACCACCACCACCCAGUCCACUACCACCUGUGAACCCGAAGUGUGCUCCUGGAGCGAAUGGUUCGACGUCGACUUCCCCUCCUCGGGGCCCAGCCAGGGAGACUUUGAAACCUACCAGCACAUCCGGGCCGCCGGGAAGGAAGUCUGUCAGCAGCCAAAGGAAAUCGAGUGCCGGGCGGAGGACUACCCCGACGUUUCCAUCCAGUCAAUCGGACAGGUCGUGCAGUGCGACGUCCACUUUGGACUGGUGUGCAAGAACGAAGACCAGGCUGGCAAAUUUAAGAUGUGCCUCAACUACAAGAUCCGCGUCCUCUGCUGCAGCCCUAACGACAAUUGCCCAAGCAGCACCGCCUUGCCCACCACCAGCCCCACCACCACCACCACCACCCGCAGAUCAACCAGCACCGCCCCGACCUCCACCACAGUCACGACCUCCACCUCCACGCCCUACUCCUCCACCACGCUGCCCACCUCCUCGGAAACCACGCCGCAAACUUCCACCACCACCACCGGCCCCACGCCGACACCUACCGUAUCCUCCACCGGCGUGACCUCCACCACCACCACCACCACCACCCAGUCCACUACCACCUGUGAACCCGAAGUGUGCUCCUGGAGCGAAUGGUUCGACGUCGACUUCCCCUCCUCGGGGCCCAGCCAGGGAGACUUUGAAACCUACCAGCACAUCCGGGCCGCCGGGAAGGAAGUCUGUCAGCAGCCAAAGGAAAUCGAGUGCCGGGCGGAGGACUACCCUGACGUUUCCAUCCAGUCAAUCGGACAGGUCGUGCAGUGCGACGUCCACUUUGGACUGGUGUGCAAGAACGAAGACCAGGCUGGCAAAUUUAAGAUGUGCCUCAACUACAAGAUCCGCGUCCUCUGCUGCAGCCCUAACGACAAUUGCCCAAGCAGCACCGCCUUGCCCACCACCAGCCCCACCACCACCACCACCACCCGCAGAUCAACCAGCACCGCCCCGACCUCCACCACAGUCACGACCUCCACCUCCACGCCCUACUCCUCCACCACGCUGCCCACCUCCUCGGAAACCACGCCGCAAACUUCCACCACCACCACCGGCCCCACGCCGACACCUACCGUAUCCUCCACCGCCGUGACCUCCACCACCACCACCCAGUCCACUACCACCUGUGAACCCGAAGUGUGCUCCUGGAGCGAAUGGUUCGACGUCGACUUCCCCUCCUCGGGGCCCAGCCAGGGAGACUUUGAAACCUACCAGCACAUCCGGGCCGCCGGGAAGGAAGUCUGUCAGCAGCCAAAGGAAAUCGAGUGCCGGGCGGAGGACUACCCCGACGUUUCCAUCCAGUCAAUCGGACAGGUCGUGCAGUGCGACGUCCACUUUGGACUGGUGUGCAAGAACGAAGACCAGGCUGGCAAAUUUAAGAUGUGCCUCAACUACAAGAUCCGCGUCCUCUGCUGCAGCCCUAACGACAAUUGCCCAAGCAGCACCGCCUUGCCCACCACCAGCCCCACCACCACCACCACCACCCGCAGAUCAACCAGCACCGCCCCGACCUCCACCACAGUCACGACCUCCACCUCCACGCCCUACUCCUCCACCACGCUGCCCACCUCCUCGGAAACCACGCCGCAAACUUCCACCACCACCACCGGCCCCACGCCGACACCUACCGUAUCCUCCACCGCCGUGACCUCCACCACCACCACCCAGUCCACUACCACCUGUGAACCCGAAGUGUGCUCCUGGAGCGAAUGGUUCGACGUCGACUUCCCCUCCUCGGGGCCCAGCCAGGGAGACUUUGAAACCUACCAGCACAUCCGGGCCGCCGGGAAGGAAGUCUGUCAGCAGCCAAAGGAAAUCGAGUGCCGGGCGGAGGACUACCCCGACGUUUCCAUCCAGUCAAUCGGACAGGUCGUGCAGUGCGACGUCCACUUUGGACUGGUGUGCAAGAACGAAGACCAGGCUGGCAAAUUUAAGAUGUGCCUCAACUACAAGAUCCGCGUCCUCUGCUGCAGCCCUAACGACAAUUGCCCAAGCAGCACCGCCUUGCCCACCACCAGCCCCACCACCACCACCACCACCCGCAGAUCAACCAGCACCGCCCCGACCUCCACCACAGUCACGACCUCCACCUCCACGCCCUACUCCUCCACCACGCUGCCCACCUCCUCGGAAACCACGCCGCAAACUUCCACCACCACCACCGGCCCCACGCCGACACCUACCGUAUCCUCCACCGGCGUGACCUCCACCACCACCACCACCACCACCCAGUCCACUACCACCUGUGAACCCGAAGUGUGCUCCUGGAGCGAAUGGUUCGACGUCGACUUCCCCUCCUCGGGGCCCAGCCAGGGAGACUUUGAAACCUACCAGCACAUCCGGGCCGCCGGGAAGGAAGUCUGUCAGCAGCCAAAGGAAAUCGAGUGCCGGGCGGAGGACUACCCUGACGUUUCCAUCCAGUCAAUCGGACAGGUCGUGCAGUGCGACGUCCACUUUGGACUGGUGUGCAAGAACGAAGACCAGGCUGGCAAAUUUAAGAUGUGCCUCAACUACAAGAUCCGCGUCCUCUGCUGCAGCCCUAACGACAAUUGCCCAAGCAGCACCGCCUUGCCCACCACCAGCCCCACCACCACCACCACCACCCGCAGAUCAACCAGCACCGCCCCGACCUCCACCACAGUCACGACCUCCACCUCCACGCCCUACUCCUCCACCACGCUGCCCACCUCCUCGGAAACCACGCCGCAAACUUCCACCACCACCACCGGCCCCACGCCGACACCUACCGUAUCCUCCACCGCCGUGACCUCCACCACCACCACCCAGUCCACUACCACCUGUGAACCCGAAGUGUGCUCCUGGAGCGAAUGGUUCGACGUCGACUUCCCCUCCUCGGGGCCCAGCCAGGGAGACUUUGAAACCUACCAGCACAUCCGGGCCGCCGGGAAGGAAGUCUGUCAGCAGCCAAAGGAAAUCGAGUGCCGGGCGGAGGACUACCCCGACGUUUCCAUCCAGUCAAUCGGACAGGUCGUGCAGUGCGACGUCCACUUUGGACUGGUGUGCAAGAACGAAGACCAGGCUGGCAAAUUUAAGAUGUGCCUCAACUACAAGAUCCGCGUCCUCUGCUGCAGCCCUAACGACAAUUGCCCAAGCAGCACCGCCUUGCCCACCACCAGCCCCACCACCACCACCACCACCCGCAGAUCAACCAGCACCGCCCCGACCUCCACCACAGUCACGACCUCCACCUCCACGCCCUACUCCUCCACCAUGCUGCCCACCUCCUCGGAAACCACGCCGCAAACUUCCACCACCACCACCGGCCCCACGCCGACACCUACCGUAUCCUCCACCGCCGUGACCUCCACCACCACCACCACCACCACCCAGUCCACUACCACCUGUGAACCCGAAGUGUGCUCCUGGAGCGAAUGGUUCGACGUCGACUUCCCCUCCUCGGGGCCCAGCCAGGGAGACUUUGAAACCUACCAGCACAUCCGGGCCGCCGGGAAGGAAGUCUGUCAGCAGCCAAAGGAAAUCGAGUGCCGGGCGGAGGACUACCCCGACGUUUCCAUCCAGUCAAUCGGACAGGUCGUGCAGUGCGACGUCCACUUUGGACUGGUGUGCAAGAACGAAGACCAGGCUGGCAAAUUUAAGAUGUGCCUCAACUACAAGAUCCGCGUCCUCUGCUGCAGCCCUAACGACAAUUGCCCAAGCAGCACCGCCUUGCCCACCACCAGCCCCACCACCACCACCACCACCCGCAGAUCAACCAGCACCGCCCCGACCUCCACCACAGUCACGACCUCCACCUCCACGCCCUACUCCUCCACCACGCUGCCCACCUCCUCGGAAACCACGCCGCAAACUUCCACCACCACCACCGGCCCCACGCCGACACCUACCGUAUCCUCCACCGGCGUGACCUCCACCACCACCACCCAGUCCACUACCACCUGUGAACCCGAAGUGUGCUCCUGGAGCGAAUGGUUCGACGUCGACUUCCCCUCCUCGGGGCCCAGCCAGGGAGACUUUGAAACCUACCAGCACAUCCGGGCCGCCGGGAAGGAAGUCUGUCAGCAGCCAAAGGAAAUCGAGUGCCGGGCGGAGGACUACCCCGACGUUUCCAUCCAGUCAAUCGGACAGGUCGUGCAGUGCGACGUCCACUUUGGACUGGUGUGCAAGAACGAAGACCAGGCUGGCAAAUUUAAGAUGUGCCUCAACUACAAGAUCCGCGUCCUCUGCUGCAGCCCUAACGACAAUUGCCCAAGCAGCACCGCCUUGCCCACCACCAGCCCCACCACCACCACCACCACCCGCAGAUCAACCAGCACCCGCCCCGACCUCCACCACAGUCACGACCUCCACCUCCACGCCCUACUCCUCCACCACGCUGCCCACCUCCUCGGAAACCACGCCGCAAACUUCCACCACCACCACCGGCCCCACGCCGACACCUACCCGAAUGGUUCGACGUCGACUUCCCCUCCUCGGGGCCCAGCCAGGGAGACUUUGAAACCUACCAGCACAUCCGGGCCGCCGGGAAGGAAGUCUGUCAGCAGCCAAAGGAAAUCGAGUGCCGGGCGGAGGACUACCCCCGACGUUUCCAUCCAGUCAAUCGGACAGGUCGUGCAGUGCGACGUCCACUUUGGACUGGUGUGCAAGAACGAAGACCAGGCUGGCAAAUUUAAGAUGUGCCUCAACUACAAGAUCCGCGUCCUCUGCUGCAGCCCUAACGACAAUUGCCCAAGCAGCACCGCCUUGCCCACCACCAGCCCCACCACCACCACCACCACCCGCAGAUCAACCAGCACCGCCCCGACCUCCACCACAGUCACGACCUCCACCUCCACGCCCUACUCCUCCACCACGCUGCCCACCUCCUCGGAAACCACGCCGCAAACUUCCACCACCACCACCGGCCCCACGCCGACACCUACCGUAUCCUCCACCGGCGUGACCUCCACCACCACCACCACCACCACCCAGUCCACUACCACCUGUGAACCCGAAGUGUGCUCCUGGAGCGAAUGGUUCGACGUCGACUUCCCCUCCUCGGGGCCCAGCCAGGGAGACUUUGAAACCUACCAGCACAUCCGGGCCGCCGGGAAGGAAGUCUGUCAGCAGCCAAAGGAAAUCGAGUGCCGGGCGGAGGACUACCCCCGACGUUUCCAUCCAGUCAAUCGGACAGGUCGUGCAGUGCGACGUCCACUUUGGACUGCCCUAACGACAAUUGCCCAAGCAGCACCGCCUUGCCCACCACCAGCCCCACCACCACCACCACCACCCGCAGAUCAACCAGCACCGCCCCGACCUCCACCACAGUCACGACCUCCACCUCCACGCCCUACUCCUCCACCACGCUGCCCACCUCCUCGGAAACCACGCCGCAAACUUCCACCACCACCACCGGCCCCACGCCGACACCUACCGUAUCCUCCCACCGGCGUGACCUCCACCACCACCACCCAGUCCACUACCACCUGUGAACCCGAAGUGUGCUCCUGGAGCGAAUGGUUCGACGUCGACUUCCCCUCCUCGGGGCCCAGCCAGGGAGACUUUGAAACCUACCAGCACAUCCGGGCCGCCGGGAAGGAAGUCUGUCAGCAGCCAAAGGAAAUCGAGUGCCGGGCGGAGGACUACCCCGACGUUUCCAUCCAGUCAAUCGGACAGGUCGUGCAGUGCGACGUCCACUUUGGACUGGUGUGCAAGAACGAAGACCAGCACCGCCUUGCCCACCACCAGCCCCCACCACCACCACCACCACCCGCAGAUCAACCAGCACCGCCCCGACCUCCACCACAGUCACGACCUCCACCUCCACGCCCUACUCCUCCACCACGCUGCCCACCUCCUCGGAAACCACGCCGCAAACUUCCACCACCACCACCGGCCCCCACGCCGACACCUACCGUAUCCUCCACCGCCGUGACCUCCACCACCACCACCCAGUCCACUACCACCUGUGAACCCGAAGUGUGCUCCUGGAGCGAAUGGUUCGACGUCGACUUCCCCUCCUCGGGGCCCAGCCAGGGAGACUUUGAAACCUACCAGCACAUCCGGGCCGCCGGGAAGGAAGUCUGUCAGCAGCCAAAGGAAAUCGAGUGCCGGGCGGAGGACUACCCUGACGUUUCCAUCCAGUCAAUCGGACAGGUCGUGCAGUGCGACGUCCACUUUGGACUGGUGUGCAAGAACGAAGACCAGGCUGGCAAAUUUAAGAUGUGCCUCAACUACAAGAUCCGCGUCCUCUGCUGCAGCCCUAACGACAAUUGCCCAAGCAGCACCGCCUUGCCCACCACCAGCCCCACCACCACCACCACCACCCGCAGAUCAACCAGCACCGCCCCGACCUCCACCACAGUCACGACCUCCACCUCCACGCCCUACUCCUCCACCACGCUGCCCACCUCCUCGGAAACCACGCCGCAAACUUCCACCACCACCACCGGCCCCACGCCGACACCUACCGUAUCCUCCACCGGCGUGACCUCCACCACCACCACCACCACCACCCAGUCCACUACCACCUGUGAACCCGAAGUGUGCUCCUGGAGCGAAUGGUUCGACGUCGACUUCCCCUCCUCGGGGCCCAGCCAGGGAGACUUUGAAACCUACCAGCACAUCCGGGCCGCCGGGAAGGAAGUCUGUCAGCAGCCAAAGGAAAUCGAGUGCCGGGCGGAGGACUACCCCGACGUUUCCAUCCAGUCAAUCGGACAGGUCGUGCAGUGCGACGUCCACUUUGGACUGGUGUGCAAGAACGAAGACCAGGCUGGCAAAUUUAAGAUGUGCCUCAACUACAAGAUCCGCGUCCUCUGCUGCAGCCCUAACGACAAUUGCCCAAGCAGCACCGCCUUGCCCACCACCAGCCCCACCACCACCACCACCACCCGCAGAUCAACCAGCACCGCCCCGACCUCCACCACAGUCACGACCUCCACCUCCACGCCCUACUCCUCCACCACGCUGCCCACCUCCUCGGAAACCACGCCGCAAACUUCCACCACCACCACCGGCCCCACGCCGACACCUACCGUAUCCUCCACCGGCGUGACCUCCACCACCACCACCCCAGUCACUACCACCUGUGAACCCGAAGUGUGCUCCUGGAGCGAAUGGUUCGACGUCGACUUCCCCUCCUCGGGGCCCAGCCAGGGAGACUUUGAAACCUACCAGCACAUCCGGGCCGCCGGGAAGGAAGUCUGUCAGCAGCCAAAGGAAAUCGAGUGCCGGGCGGAGGACUACCCUGACGUUUCCAUCCAGUCAAUCGGACAGGUCGUGCAGUGCGACGUCCACUUUGGACUGGUGUGCAAGAACGAAGACCAGGCUGGCAAAUUUAAGAUGUGCCUCAACUACAAGAUCCGCGUCCUCUGCUGCAGCCCUAACGACAAUUGCCCAAGCAGCACCGCCUUGCCCACCACCAGCCCCACCACCACCACCACCACCCGCAGAUCAACCAGCACCGCCCCGACCUCCACCACAGUCACGACCUCCACCUCCACGCCCUACUCCUCCACCACGCUGCCCACCUCCUCGGAAACCACGCCGCAAACUUCCACCACCACCACCGGCCCCACGCCGACACCUACCGUAUCCUCCACCGGCGUGACCUCCACCACCACCACCCAGUCCACUACCACCUGUGAACCCGAAGUGUGCUCCUGGAGCGAAUGGUUCGACGUCGACUUCCCCUCCUCGGGGCCCAGCCAGGGAGACUUUGAAACCUACCAGCACAUCCGGGCCGCCGGGAAGGAAGUCUGUCAGCAGCCAAAGGAAAUCGAGUGCCGGGCGGAGGACUACCCCGACGUUUCCAUCCAGUCAAUCGGACAGGUCGUGCAGUGCGACGUCCACUUUGGACUGGUGUGCAAGAACGAAGACCAGGCUGGCAAAUUUAAGAUGUGCCUCAACUACAAGAUCCGCGUCCUCUGCUGCAGCCCUAACGACAAUUGCCCAAGCAGCACCGCCUUGCCCACCACCAGCCCCACCACCACCACCACCACCCGCAGAUCAACCAGCACCGCCCCGACCUCCACCACAGUCACGACCUCCACCUCCACGCCCUACUCCUCCACCACGCUGCCCACCUCCUCGGAAACCACGCCGCAAACUUCCACCACCACCACCGGCCCCACGCCGACACCUACCGUAUCCUCCACCGCCGUGACCUCCACCACCACCACCACCACCACCCAGUCCACUACCACCUGUGAACCCGAAGUGUGCUCCUGGAGCGAAUGGUUCGACGUCGACUUCCCCUCCUCGGGGCCCAGCCAGGGAGACUUUGAAACCUACCAGCACAUCCGGGCCGCCGGGAAGGAAGUCUGUCAGCAGCCAAAGGAAAUCGAGUGCCGGGCGGAGGACUACCCCGACGUUUCCAUCCAGUCAAUCGGACAGGUCGUGCAGUGCGACGUCCACUUUGGACUGGUGUGCAAGAACGAAGACCAGGCUGGCAAAUUUAAGAUGUGCCUCAACUACAAGAUCCGCGUCCUCUGCUGCAGCCCUAACGACAAUUGCCCAAGCAGCACCGCCUUGCCCACCACCAGCCCCACCACCACCACCACCACCCGCAGAUCAACCAGCACCGCCCCGACCUCCACCACAGUCACGACCUCCACCUCCACGCCCUACUCCUCCACCACGCUGCCCACCUCCUCGGAAACCACGCCGCAAACUUCCACCACCACCACCGGCCCCACGCCGACACCUACCGUAUCCUCCACCGCCGUGACCUCCACCACCACCACCCAGUCCACUACCACCUGUGAACCCGAAGUGUGCUCCUGGAGCGAAUGGUUCGACGUCGACUUCCCCUCCUCGGGGCCCAGCCAGGGAGACUUUGAAACCUACCAGCACAUCCGGGCCGCCGGGAAGGAAGUCUGUCAGCAGCCAAAGGAAAUCGAGUGCCGGGCGGAGGACUACCCCGACGUUUCCAUCCAGUCAAUCGGACAGGUCGUGCAGUGCGACGUCCACUUUGGACUGGUGUGCAAGAACGAAGACCAGGCUGGCAAAUUUAAGAUGUGCCUCAACUACAAGAUCCGCGUCCUCUGCUGCAGCCCUAACGACAAUUGCCCAAGCAGCACCGCCUUGCCCACCACCAGCCCCACCACCACCACCACCACCCGCAGAUCAACCAGCACCGCCCCGACCUCCACCACAGUCACGACCUCCACCUCCACGCCCUACUCCUCCACCACGCUGCCCACCUCCUCGGAAACCACGCCGCAAACUUCCACCACCACCACCGGCCCCACGCCGACACCUACCGUAUCCUCCACCGCCGUGACCUCCACCACCACCACCACCACCACCCAGUCCACUACCACCUGUGAACCCGAAGUGUGCUCCUGGAGCGAAUGGUUCGACGUCGACUUCCCCUCCUCGGGGCCCAGCCAGGGAGACUUUGAAACCUACCAGCACAUCCGGGCCGCCGGGAAGGAAGUCUGUCAGCAGCCAAAGGAAAUCGAGUGCCGGGCGGAGGACUACCCCGACGUUUCCAUCCAGUCAAUCGGACAGGUCGUGCAGUGCGACGUCCACUUUGGACUGGUGUGCAAGAACGAAGACCAGGCUGGCAAAUUUAAGAUGUGCCUCAACUACAAGAUCCGUGUCCUCUGCUGCAGCCCUAACGACAAUUGCCCAAGCAGCACCGCCUUGCCCACCACCAGCCCCACCACCACCACCACCACCCGCAGAUCAACCAGCACCGCCCCGACCUCCACCACAGUCACGACCUCCACCUCCACGCCCUACUCCUCCACCACGCUGCCCACCUCCUCGGAAACCACGCCGCAAACUUCCACCACCACCACCGGCCCCACGCCGACACCUACCGUAUCCUCCACCGGCGUGACCUCCACCACCACCACCACCACCACCCAGUCCACUACCACCUGUGAACCCGAAGUGUGCUCCUGGAGCGAAUGGUUCGACGUCGACUUCCCCUCCUCGGGGCCCAGCCAGGGAGACUUUGAAACCUACCAGCACAUCCGGGCCGCCGGGAAGGAAGUCUGUCAGCAGCCAAAGGAAAUCGAGUGCCGGGCGGAGGACUACCCCGACGUUUCCAUCCAGUCAAUCGGACAGGUCGUGCAGUGCGACGUCCACUUUGGACUGGUGUGCAAGAACGAAGACCAGGCUGGCAAAUUUAAGAUGUGCCUCAACUACAAGAUCCGCGUCCUCUGCUGCAGCCCUAACGACAAUUGCCCAAGCAGCACCGCCUUGCCCACCACCAGCCCCACCACCACCACCACCACCCGCAGAUCAACCAGCACCGCCCCGACCUCCACCACAGUCACGACCUCCACCUCCACGCCCUACUCCUCCACCACGCUGCCCACCUCCUCGGAAACCACGCCGCAAACUUCCACCACCACCACCGGCCCCACGCCGACACCUACCGUAUCCUCCACCGGCGUGACCUCCACCACCACCACCACCACCACCCAGUCCACUACCACCUGUGAACCCGAAGUGUGCUCCUGGAGCGAAUGGUUCGACGUCGACUUCCCCUCCUCGGGGCCCAGCCAGGGAGACUUUGAAACCUACCAGCACAUCCGGGCCGCCGGGAAGGAAGUCUGUCAGCAGCCAAAGGAAAUCGAGUGCCGGGCGGAGGACUACCCCGACGUUUCCAUCCAGUCAAUCGGACAGGUCGUGCAGUGCGACGUCCACUUUGGACUGGUGUGCAAGAACGAAGACCAGGCUGGCAAAUUUAAGAUGUGCCUCAACUACAAGAUCCGCGUCCUCUGCUGCAGCCCUAACGACAAUUGCCCAAGCAGCACCGCCUUGCCCACCACCAGCCCCACCACCACCACCACCACCCGCAGAUCAACCAGCACCGCCCCGACCUCCACCACAGUCACGACCUCCACCUCCACGCCCUACUCCUCCACCACGCUGCCCACCUCCUCGGAAACCACGCCGCAAACUUCCACCACCACCACCGGCCCCACGCCGACACCUACCGUAUCCUCCACCGGCGUGACCUCCACCACCACCACCACCACCACCCACUCCACUACCACCUGUGAACCCGAAGUGUGCUCCUGGAGCGAAUGGUUCGACGUCGACUUCCCCUCCUCGGGGCCCAGCCAGGGAGACUUUGAAACCUACCAGCACAUCCGGGCCGCCGGGAAGGAAGUCUGUCAGCAGCCAAAGGAAAUCGAGUGCCGGGCGGAGGACUACCCCGACGUUUCCAUCCAGUCAAUCGGACAGGUCGUGCAGUGCGACGUCCACUUUGGACUGGUGUGCAAGAACGAAGACCAGGCUGGCAAAUUUAAGAUGUGCCUCAACUACAAGAUCCGCGUCCUCUGCUGCAGCCCUAACGACAAUUGCCCAAGCAGCACCGCCUUGCCCACCACCAGCCCCACCACCACCACCACCACCCGCAGAUCAACCAGCACUGCCCCGACCUCCACCACAGUCACGACCUCCACCUCCACGCCCUACUCCUCCACCACGCUGCCCACCUCCUCGGAAACCACGCCGCAAACUUCCACCACCACCACCGGCCCCACGCCGACACCUACCGUAUCCUCCACCGCCGUGACCUCCACCACCACCACCACCACCACCCAGUCCACUACCACCUGUGAACCCGAAGUGUGCUCCUGGAGCGAAUGGUUCGACGUCGACUUCCCCUCCUCGGGGCCCAGCCAGGGAGACUUUGAAACCUACCAGCACAUCCGGGCCGCCGGGAAGGAAGUCUGUCAGCAGCCAAAGGAAAUCGAGUGCCGGGCGGAGGACUACCCCGACGUUUCCAUCCAGUCAAUCGGACAGGUCGUGCAGUGCGACGUCCACUUUGGACUGGUGUGCAAGAACGAAGACCAGGCUGGCAAAUUUAAGAUGUGCCUCAACUACAAGAUCCGCGUCCUCUGCUGCAGCCCUAACGACAAUUGCCCAAGCAGCACCGCCUUGCCCACCACCAGCCCCACCACCACCACCACCACCCGCAGAUCAACCAGCACCGCCCCGACCUCCACCACAGUCACGACCUCCACCUCCACGCCCUACUCCUCCACCACGCUGCCCACCUCCUCGGAAACCACGCCGCAAACUUCCACCACCACCACCGGCCCCACGCCGACACCUACCGUAUCCUCCACCGCCGUGACCUCCACCACCACCACCACCACCACCCAGUCCACUACCACCUGUGAACCCGAAGUGUGCUCCUGGAGCGAAUGGUUCGACGUCGACUUCCCCUCCUCGGGGCCCAGCCAGGGAGACUUUGAAACCUACCAGCACAUCUGGGCCGCCGGGAAGGAAGUCUGUCAGCAGCCAAAGGAAAUCGAGUGCCGGGCGGAGGACUACCCCGACGUUUCCAUCCAGUCAAUCGGACAGGUCGUGCAGUGCGACGUCCACUUUGGACUGGUGUGCAAGAACGAAGACCAGGCUGGCAAAUUUAAGAUGUGCCUCAACUACAAGAUCCGCGUCCUCUGCUGCAGCCCUAACGACAAUUGCCCAAGCAGCACCGCCUUGCCCACCACCAGCCCCACCACCACCACCACCCGCAGAUCAACCAGCACCGCCCCGACCUCCACCACAGUCACGACCUCCACCUCCACGCCCUACUCCUCCACCACGCUGCCCACCUCCUCGGAAACCACGCCGCAAACUUCCACCACCACCACCGGCCCCACGCCGACACCUACCGUAUCCUCCACCGGCGUGACCUCCACCACCACCACCCAGUCCACUACCACCUGUGAACCCGAAGUGUGCUCCUGGAGCGAAUGGUUCGACGUCGACUUCCCCUCCUCGGGGCCCAGCCAGGGAGACUUUGAAACCUACCAGCACAUCCGGGCCGCCGGGAAGGAAGUCUGUCAGCAGCCAAAGGAAAUCGAGUGCCGGGCGGAGGACUACCCCGACGUUUCCAUCCAGUCAAUCGGACAGGUCGUGCAGUGCGACGUCCACUUUGGACUGGUGUGCAAGAACGAAGACCAGGCUGGCAAAUUUAAGAUGUGCCUCAACUACAAGAUCCGCGUCCUCUGCUGCAGCCCUAACGACAAUUGCCCAAGCAGCACCGCCUUGCCCACCACCAGCCCCACCACCACCACCACCACCCGCAGAUCAACCAGCACCGCCCCGACCUCCACCACAGUCACGACCUCCACCUCCACGCCCUACUCCUCCACCACGCUGCCCACCUCCUCGGAAACCACGCCGCAAACUUCCACCACCACCACCGGCCCCACGCCGACACCUACCGUAUCCUCCACCGCCGUGACCUCCACCACCACCACCACCACCACCCAGUCCACUACCACCUGUGAACCCGAAGUGUGCUCCUGGAGCGAAUGGUUCGACGUCGACUUCCCCUCCUCGGGGCCCAGCCAGGGAGACUUUGAAACCUACCAGCACAUCCGGGCCGCCGGGAAGGAAGUCUGUCAGCAGCCAAAGGAAAUCGAGUGCCGGGCGGAGGACUACCCCGACGUUUCCAUCCAGUCAAUCGGACAGGUCGUGCAGUGCGACGUCCACUUUGGACUGGUGUGCAAGAACGAAGACCAGGCUGGCAAAUUUAAGAUGUGCCUCAACUACAAGAUCCGCGUCCUCUGCUGCAGCCCUAACGACAAUUGCCCAAGCAGCACCGCCUUGCCCACCACCAGCCCCACCACCACCACCACCACCCGCAGAUCAACCAGCACCGCCCCGACCUCCACCACAGUCACGACCUCCACCUCCACGCCCUACUCCUCCACCACGCUGCCCACCUCCUCGGAAACCACGCUGCAAACUUCCACCAGCACCACCUUGCCCACCACUAGCCUUACCACCAUUACUACCACAUCUGAACCGUGCUGCACCAGCACUUCUUCUACCCCUGUAUUAACACCCUGUUUCUGUAAAAUUGGCGAUUCUAUUUUUUCACCUGGUGACGUGAUUUACAAUAGAACUGAUAGCGAUGGAUGUAGAUUUUAUGCCAUCUGUAGUCCAACAUGUGCAGUUGAAAGACACACUGUACAUUGCAUCGUUACUACUCCCCUGACCACAACUUACCCUGCAUCGUCUACCGUAACAUCUGUUCCUCUGCGUACUACUUCUGGUUUUUCUCCCAUUUGUGUUUCUCCUACUUACCCUCCCCUACAGCUUGGACAAAGAUACAAAUUAUCCAACUGUACAGAAAUCAUCUGUAAGGGAGACAACAAGGUAGAAGUAAUUCCAACACACUGCCCACCUGUAAAGGAAAUUACCUGUGCAAACAAAUAUCCAGCAAUACUGGUACCUGAUGAAGAUGGCUGCUGUUACCGAUAUGAGUGUCAAUGUGUGUGCAGUGGAUGGGGUGAUCCUCAUUAUAUUACUUUUGAUGGAACCUACUAUACUUUCCUCGAAAACUGCACUUAUGUCCUGGUGAAACAGAUCGUACCUAAAUAUGACAACUUCCGUGUUUACAUUGACAAUUACUACUGUGAUUCAAAAGAUGGACUUUCCUGCCCUAAAUCCAUUAUUAUUUUCUACAAAUCUGCAGAAGUGGUACUGACCCGUAAACUCAUGAAUGGUGUGAUGACCAAUGUGAUGUACUUCAACCAAAAGAUUGUCAAACCAGGCUUCAAAAAAGAUGGCAUUUCUUUCUCCACACUUGGCAUCAACAUGAUUGUUGAAAUACCAGAGAUUGGUGCAACCAUCACCUUUAGUGGGCUGAUUUUCUCCGUGAAACUCCCAUACAGCAAAUUUGGCAACAACACUGAAGGACAGUGUGGAACAUGUACAAAUAAUAUAUUAGAUGAAUGCCGCUUACCAAGUGGUAAGAUCAUUUCUUCCUGUCCCCAAAUGGCUCAUCACUGGAUCGUUGAUAACAACAAGUCAUGCCAUGGAGUACCAAUACCACCAGUUGUAACCACACCUCCACCAAAGCCUCACUGCAAAACGCCUCCUCUCUGCAAUCUUAUCUGGAGCGAGAUUUUUGCAGAAUGCCGUGCUGUGAUACCACCAGAACCAUUUUUCAAAGGCUGUGUUUUUGAUGGAUGUCGCAUAGCUGAUGAAUACAUGCAGUGUUCCAGUUUGGAGAUGUAUGCUACAGAGUGUGCUGCUAGAGGUGUCUGCAUUGACUGGAGAGGAAAGACUAACAAUACAUGCCCAUACAACUGUACAGCAAGCACAGUAUACAAGCCAUGUGGGCCCAUUAAUCCUGCUACCUGUGACCCAAGCUUUGUUGAGCUUCCUGGCUAUGGAGUAACUGAAGGAUGUUUCUGUCCUGAAGGAAAGACACUCCUGAGUAAAGACAGCAACAUCUGUGUCUCUGAAUGCUCUUGUAGGGAAUCAAAUGGAGUAUCCAGAGGGCCAGGAGAAAAAUGGACAAAAGAUUGCCAGGAAUGUGUCUGUGACAAAAAUACUCUUAAAGUGCACUGCACAAAACACAACUGUUCUCUGACACAGCAAGUAUUUUGUGACAAACCAGGCUACAUGCCUGUUCAGAUACCGAUACCAGAAGAUCCAUGCUGUACCAGGACCGAGUGCUAUUGCAACACUAGCCUCUGCCCUGAGGUCACACCCCAGUGCUUAGAGGGACAGGAAGUAGUCACAGUAAUGCAGCCUGGAAAAUGCUGUCCUACCUUUGAAUGCAGACAUGGCUGUGUAGUCAAUGAAACCUACUAUGCACCUGGAGCUGUCAUUCCCUCGGGUCCCUGUGAAGAAUGCACCUGCUAUGAAUCCUCUUACUCAAGGCCUCACCACGCUACUGUCAAGUGUGAGCCUGUUGUCUGUGACACAGACUGCCCACCGGGUUAUAAGUAUACAAAGAAACCUGGACAGUGCUGCGGCACGUGCAAGGCAGCAGCUUGUAUAGUAACUGUGGGAGACAUUACACGUGUACUCCGGGUUGGAGAAUUCUGGAACCCACCUGGUGAUAACUGUACAACUUACACAUGUGAAAAACAUGAUGACCAGUUCAUUCAAGUCCUUUUACAGAAAAGCUGUCCUGUCUUUAACCCUGAUGACUGUGAUCCAGAUGACAUCAAGCUAUCUGACGAUGGCUGCUGUAAAGAGUGCCAAGUAAAACUGAAGAGUUGUAUGAAGCACAAUACUUCUACUGUCAUCAAAUACCAUGGAUGUGUAUCUCCUGCACCUGUUGAGAUGACAUACUGUGAAGGCAGCUGUGAUGCUUACUCACGAUAUUCUCCAGAGGCGAACACAAUGGAACAUAAAUGCUCAUGUUGUCAGGAAAUCAAGACCAGCCAAAGAAAGGUGACUCUGAUGUGCAGUGAUGGAACCUACCUUGAUCACUCAUACACCUAUGUGGAGAAAUGCAGCUGUGUGAGCGCUGAGUGCAUUCCCCAAGUCAGCACCCAGCAGGCAACGAACCAGAUAAAGGCCUCUCAGGAAUAAGUGAAUGUCUAAAAUUAGAACUAGAGAGAAGAAGUAAAACAAGGGUUGAACAUAAGACUAAAAAAAAAAACUUUGACAAAAUACAAAAGUGUCAAAAGCAGCUAAAUUUUUGGAUGAACAGAUGAUAUUUUCUGCAUACAAACUCAGUAUGUCCGUCUACAUUAUUUCAGUUUUCAUGACUAAUACAUCCCGCAUUGUUUUUCAUGUCUUUUCUUUUACACUUUCAGGGGUACAGCAUAAGGUUAUUUUGACAUUUUCUGUUAGUUUGUCUUCUGAGAAGUGCUGUACCAUAAGACUGAGAGCUGGAUUUACACUUGCACGAAGUCUGUUAUGAGAACAUUCUUUUCUGGCUUGAAGCUUGCCUGUGGUGGCAUAAUAUAGACACUUGGCAAUAUCUAAUAUUUCCAUUGACAUACACUGACCUUUUUUAUAACAUUUUCAUUCCAGUUCAUUGAGACAAAUCAAAAACUAAAGUCCAGAAAACAAACAAACAAACAAAACCCAAGGAAAACUGUAGCUCUCUGUUUCUUUAUUUUUCUUUUUGCAUUAAGGAAAACUUAGACAGCAGAAAGCCAUACCUUCUCAAAACUAUAAACUCCAAUAUUUUGAACUGUUUAUGAUAGGCAUAUUUCCCUAUAUAAUCUCAUGAGAAAAAGAAAGGAAUCCUGUCAUGAGAAGCUGCU